Messenger RNA from Tetranychus urticae (two-spotted spider mite), 609 nucleotides. RefSeq names its product apoptosis regulator BAX. NCBI's taxonomy places the organism in Eukaryota, Metazoa, Arthropoda, Arachnida, Trombidiformes, Tetranychidae. Gene Ontology annotation, molecular function: BH domain binding. The record is from RefSeq and is a predicted model, not a curated record. Gene Ontology annotation, cellular component: mitochondrial outer membrane. Gene Ontology annotation, biological process: intrinsic apoptotic signaling pathway in response to DNA damage; regulation of apoptotic process; extrinsic apoptotic signaling pathway in absence of ligand.
AUGGCUUUGGACAAGAAAGAUAUUGAAAUUAUUGUCUACAAUUAUUUCAGGCAACAAUUUGUUAUUAAAGAUGUCCAAUGGACGCCACCCCAUAAUAGAUCCACACAAACGGAGGAACGCAAUAUCACCAGAUUUGUUGAUGCACUCAACCAGUUAACUAGUAACUUUAGGUCCAGUGAAGGAUUUUCCCAAUUACAUGAAAAACUGGAAACUGUGAUUCCUAGUCUAGAUCAUUAUGCCGCUGAUCGUUUCGAUGAAGCCGGUUACGUUGUAUUUUCUGGUAUUGCUGAACAUUUAUGUGCUGAAGGAAUUAGAUGGAGUCACAUUCUAACACUAUUUGUUUUCACUUUCGAAUUGGCUAAUGAAUAUUUACAAAUUAAGGAUGACUUAACAAUCGUUGAAAGUAUUGCCAAUUGGCUGAUUUUAUAUGUUUCAGAAAGACUUUUGGAAUGGAUAAAUAAUCAUGGAGGAUCAAAUGGUCUCGUCGAAUACUCUAAUCACUCCAGUUCUUCAAAUAAUUUUACUGACUUGAGGUUUUGGAAAACAGCAUUUUUGGCGACCGGUAUUUUCGCAUUAAUAUCAUUUUCAAUGCAUCUGUUAAACAAAUAG